AUGAAACUAUUGACGGCAAUUCUUCUGAUAUGGCAAAUAAAAAGCGGAAAAAGUGUAAAGUAUAUAAAAAAUAGUGACAAAUACACAAAUCACAACAAAAGAGGUUUUUCCAAGACAAGAGAUCUAUGGUCGAUAACUGAUUUUAAAAACGUUUCAAAAACAUAUAAUCUUACAACUAAAGCCACAAAUAAUUCAUCGACAUCAAGUUUGCCAACUACACAAACAGUGAUUCCAUUCUCAUCAUCAUCUUAUUCGACAAAUAAGAACACAACUAUCACCAACGUCUCAACGCAAAUUACUCCGAGUUCAAAAAAUAAUAUCACUUCAAUGUCCAAACCAAAUACAACUUUAAUUUCGACACAAAACUCUAUUACAAGCAAAGCAUCAACUCAUUCAAAUAAUCAUACGGAUUCAAUUAAACCAACGCAAAGAAACAAUUCUUACUCAGGAAAUAAAUCAAGCACAAUCAAAUCGUCAAGUACUUCUACGUGGAAUUUAUCUACAACAAAAAGUUUUUCAACGACAAGUAAUCUAUCUUCGACAUUUGUUUCUAAAAAUGCCUCUAUAACAUAUAAUCUUACAACUAAAGCCACAAAUAAUUCAUCGACAUCAAGUUUGCCAACUACACAAACAGUGAUUCCAUUUUCAUCAUCAUCUUAUUCGACAAAUAAGAACACAACUAUCACCAACGUCUCAACGCAAAUUACUCCGAGUUCAAAAAAUAAUAUCACUUCAAUGUCCAAACCAACUACAACUUUAAUUUCGACACAAAACUCUAUUACAAGCAAAGCAUCAACUCAUUCAAAUAAUCAUACGGAUUCAAUUAAACCAACGCAAAGAAACAAUUCUUACUCAGGAAAUAAAUCAAGCACAAUCAAAUCGUCAAGUACUUCUACGUGGAAUUUAUCUACAACAAAAAGUUUUUCAACGACAAGUAAUCUAUCUUCGACAUUUGUUUCUAAAAAUGCCUCUAUAACAUAUAAUCUUACAACUAAAGCGACAAAUAAUUCAUCGAAAUCAAAUUUGCCAACUACACAAACAGUGAUUCCAUUUUCAUCAUCAUCUUAUUCGACAAAUAAGAACCCAACUAUCACCAACGUCUCAACGCAAAUUACUCCGAGUUCAAAAAAUAAUAUCACUUCAAUGUCCAAACCAACUACAACUUUAAUUUCGACACAAAACUCUAUUACAAGCAAAGCAUCAACUCAUUCAAAUAAUCAUACGGAUUCAAUUAAACCAACGCAAAGAAACAAUUCUUACUCAGGAAAUAAAUCAAGCACAAUCAAAUCGUCAAGUACUUCUACGUGCAAUUUAUAUACACCAAAAUGUUUUUCAACGACAAGUAAUCUAUCUUCGACAUUUGUUUCUAAAAAUGCCUCUAUAACAUAUAAUCUUACAACUAAAGCCACAAAUAAUUCAUCGACAUCAAGUUUUACAACUACACAAACAGUGAUUCCAUAUUCAUCAUCUUAUUCAACAAAUAAGAACACAACUAUCACCAACGUCUCCACGCAAACUACUCCGAGUUCAAAAAAUAAUAUCACUUCAAUGUCCAAACCAACUACAACUUUAAUUUCGACACAAAACUCUAUUACAAGCAAAGCAUCAACUCAUUCAUAUAAUCAUACGGAUUCAAUUAAACCAACGCAAAGAAACAAUUCUUACUCACGAAAUAAAUCAAGCACAAUCAAAUCGUCAAGUACUUCUACGUGGAAUUUAUCUACAACAAAAAGUUUUUCAACGACAAGUAAUCUAUCUUCGACAUUUGUUUCUAAAAAUGCCUCUAUAACAUAUAAUCUUACAACUAAAGCCACAAAUAAUUCAUCGACAUCAAGUUUUACAACUACACAAACAGUGAUUCCAUAUUCAUCAUCUUAUUCGACAAAUAAGAACACAACUAUCACCAACGUCUCCACGCAAACUACUCCGAGUUCAAAAAAUAAUAUCACUUCAAUGUCCAAACCAACUACAACUUUAAUUUCGACACAAAACUCUAUUACAAGCAAAGCUUCAACUCAUUCAAAUAAUCAUACGGAUUCAAUUAAACCAACGCAAAGAAACAAUUCUUACUCAAGAAAUAAAUCAAGCACAAUUAAAUCGUCAAGUACUUCUACAUGGAAUUUAUCUACAACAAAAUGUUUUUCAACGACAAGUAAUCUAUCUUCGACAUUUGUUUCUAAAAAUGCCUCUAUAACAUAUAAUCUUACAACUAAAGCCACAAAUAAUUCAUCGACAUCAAGUUUUACAACUACACAAACAGUGAUUCCAUAUUCAUCAUCUUAUUCGACAAAUAAGAACACAACUAUCACCAACGUCUCCACGCAAACUACUCCGAGUUCAAAAAAUAAUAUCACUUCAAUGUCCAAACCAACUACAACUUUAAUUUCGACACAAAACUCUAUUACAAGCAAAGCAUCAACUCAUUCAAAUAAUCAUACGGAUUCAAUUAAACCAACGCAAAGAAACAAUUCUUACUCAGGAAAUAAAUCAAGCACAAUCAAAUCGUCAAGUACUUCUACGUGGAAUUUAUCUACAACAAAAAGUUUUUCAACGACAAGUAAUCUAUCUUCGACAUUUGUUUCUAAAAAUGCCUCUAUAACAUAUAAUCUUACAACUAAAGCCACUAAUAAUUCAUCGACAUCAAGUUUUACAACAACACACAACGUGAUUCCAUUUUCAUCAUCUUAUUCGACAAAUAAGAACACAACUAUCACCAACGUCUCCACGCAAAUUACUCCGAGUUCAAAAAAUAAUAUCACUUCAAUGUCCAAACCAACUACAACUUUAAUUUCGACACAAAACUCUAUUACAAAAAACAAAGCAUCAACUCAUUCAAAUAAUCAUACGGAUUCAAUUAAACCAACGCAAAGAAACAAUUCUUACUCAGGAAAUAAAUCAACAUCAAAAAUCGUCAAGUACUUCUACGUGGAAUUUAUCUACAACAAAAAGUUUUUUCACGACAAGUAA
Molecule: messenger RNA, 2967 nt
Organism: Octopus sinensis (East Asian common octopus)
Lineage: Eukaryota; Metazoa; Mollusca; Cephalopoda; Octopoda; Octopodidae
Product: mucin-3A-like
Exons: 1
Coding region: 1-2967 (988 amino acids)
Source: RefSeq, a predicted model, not a curated record